This is a messenger RNA of Sus scrofa (pig), 2048 nucleotides long. It is a transcript of the gene PRPS2, whose product is annotated as phosphoribosyl pyrophosphate synthetase 2. The record is from RefSeq and is marked validated. Gene Ontology annotation, molecular function: ribose phosphate diphosphokinase activity; magnesium ion binding; ATP binding. Gene Ontology annotation, cellular component: ribose phosphate diphosphokinase complex; cytoplasm. Lineage: Eukaryota; Metazoa; Chordata; Mammalia; Artiodactyla; Suidae. Gene Ontology annotation, biological process: 5-phosphoribose 1-diphosphate biosynthetic process; ribonucleoside monophosphate biosynthetic process; purine nucleotide biosynthetic process.
GCUCCUCUUAGCUCCGCUCCUGCUGGUGUCCUCCACUCGCGCUUUCCCGCUCUCGUCGGGGCCUCCCGUGCUUCUGCCGCCUGUGCCGCCCCGCGCCGCUUGUAGCCCCGCGCGCAACCAUGCCCAACAUCGUGCUCUUCAGCGGCAGCUCGCACCAGGACCUGUCCCAGCGCGUGGCCGACCGGCUCGGCCUGGAGCUGGGCAAGGUGGUCACCAAGAAGUUCAGCAACCAGGAGACCAGCGUGGAGAUUGGCGAAAGCGUGAGGGGGGAGGAUGUGUACAUCAUCCAGAGUGGCUGCGGCGAAAUCAACGACAACCUGAUGGAGCUGCUCAUCAUGAUCAACGCCUGCAAGAUCGCCUCCUCCUCCAGGGUGACCGCCGUGAUCCCAUGCUUCCCCUACGCCCGGCAAGACAAAAAGGACAAGAGUCGUGCUCCGAUUUCAGCAAAACUUGUGGCCAAUAUGCUGUCGGUGGCUGGGGCAGAUCACAUCAUCACCAUGGACCUGCAUGCCUCUCAGAUCCAGGGCUUCUUUGAUAUCCCCGUGGACAACUUGUACGCGGAGCCCGCGGUCCUGCAGUGGAUUCGGGAGAACAUCGCCGAGUGGAGGAACUGCAUCAUCGUUUCCCCUGAUGCCGGCGGCGCCAAAAGGGUCACGUCAAUUGCAGACAGGUUGAAUGUGGAGUUUGCCUUGAUUCACAAGGAGAGGAAGAAGGCGAAUGAAGUGGACCGGAUGGUCCUGGUGGGCGACGUGAAGGACCGAGUGGCCAUCCUUGUGGAUGACAUGGCUGACACGUGUGGCACCAUCUGCCAUGCUGCAGACAAGCUACUCUCUGCCGGAGCCACCAAAGUAUAUGCUAUCCUUACCCAUGGGAUCUUCUCUGGGCCAGCUAUUUCCAGAAUAAAUAAUGCCGCCUUUGAGGCUGUUGUUGUCACCAACACCAUUCCACAAGAGGACAAAAUGAAGCACUGCUCCAAGAUUCAGGUUAUCGACAUUUCGAUGAUCUUGGCCGAGGCCAUCCGCAGGACCCACAACGGCGAAUCUGUGUCUUACCUGUUCAGCCACGUCCCGCUCUAAGGCCAGGAUGGGAGGUGUGGAGCAAGCCUGAGCUGGCUUCUGACUCGCGUGCAUUUGUCUGAUGUUUUCUUUAGCUUUAGAACUGAGUAGUUAUAUUAAUGCAGAAGCAUCAGAACUUUGUGUGCUCCCCAGCCCAGUGUUUCUCCUUCUAAAGCUCUUGACCGUUGAUUUCCAGUUUGCUGGGGAGGGCGGUGGUUUAUUUGAUCUUUAAGUGCACAGCCUUCAAUGAGAAGUAUUUUUGUCGUCUUGACCUGUUCUGAUAGGUGACCUUUUCCUUUGUUCUGGCAGUACUUGGAGGCCACAACUUAAGUGCAUGUUGCCAUUCUGGAAGUUCAUAGUUUAUGUGUUUCGGGGUUGCCAAAGGUCACGUCAGAUUAAAGCCUCUGUGUAAAUAUAAAAUGACAAUGCCUAUGGACAUUCGGAUAACACCUUGUAGAGAAUUAGCCUUUUACUUCUGAGUCAACCUUUAGAAAAUGUGUAAUACCCUGAGUGUUGAAUAUUUGUUUCAGUGAUCAGGUUUCCAAUAAACCCUUUGGGCCAUUGUGCUGAAUUUAGACCAAAUUUUAUGUAGCUGAAGGUGGCCACUGACACAUCGAUUUUGGGUAAACAUUAGACCUAUCAGAGGCAGUGUAAUUCAGAAUUUUUUCUGUGGCCACUUUUGAAAAACAUGACUAUCACUUACGUGCAAUAUCAUGUUCUCGAACUCCAAAAUUGUGUUCAGCGGUAGAUCUGAUUGAGGAACUGUUUUGAGAUAGUCUCCAAGUUCACUGUCACAUUCACGCUCUUCUGUGCCCAUCCCAGAUGCACCUCGUGUCCUGCCAUCGUGGUUUUUUAUGUCCCUUUUUUAGCUCUUGCUUUUACUUUGCCUUUUUUCCAGUGGUUUCAUGUUGCGGGUUUCCACUUCUUAAAGUCCCCACCCAUUGACUAGUCCGAUCACUGUUUUGCUUUUAACAAAAUAAAAAGGUGAACUUU